Molecule: messenger RNA, 3347 nt
Organism: Oncorhynchus keta (chum salmon)
Lineage: Eukaryota; Metazoa; Chordata; Actinopteri; Salmoniformes; Salmonidae
Product: NLR family member X1-like
Exons: 3
Coding region: 2478-2987 (169 amino acids)
Source: RefSeq, a predicted model, not a curated record
AGACUAACUUCCUUUCAUGGGCAACAAUGUGUCAAGCCUGCUCAAAUCAAGUGAACAGGAGAAAUGCUUACUUACGAGCCCCUAACCAACAAUGCCGUUUCAAAAAAUAUACGGAUAAGAAUAAGAGAUAAAAGCAACAAGUAAUGAACUACUACAUCUAGCUACAUGUUGAACUUCCAUCAUCCCAGGCCAGGGACACAAUGUAUACAUUAAUGGUUGGAUCAGAAUCGCCAUUAUAAUCAUUUACUCUACACUGUAUGUAUUAUGUAUUCCGUAUAACCACUGAGAAUGAUAUGAUGUGGUGACUGUGUUUGCCUUUAUAUGUGAACCUCAGCCUACUGGCAAGCAGAGUUACUCCUAGGAAGAUGAGCUCAUGUCACAGGUUAGUCAACAUUCUCUUCCACAGACGUGCACAUUUGACACAAACACCAAACCAACUACUCAUCACCCAGACAUUUACAUUUUACAGUUCCACCCUUUCAUACAGUGUAAACAGACAACACAUAGGGGCUGUUUCCUGGACACAGAUUAAGCAUAAUACCGGACUAAAAAGCGUCUUUUUUUAAAAUGGCGAUUCUCCAUUUAGCUUGCUUUUUAUUCCAGGACUAGGCUUAAUCUGUGUCCAGGAAACCACCCCAUAAUGUACGAGUCUUAGUGCUCGAUCCGUAUUUUGUGUGACCUGGACACAUGCUACCUGUUGUGACAUGUAAGUAGAGAAAUAAUCACUGUUGUUGAGUGAGCCUCAGCAUGUUAAGUGGCAGCCCUCUGAGGAGCUCAUGGUCCUGCUGGUGCUCCUCUACGAGUACCAGAAUCCCAGGCUCACGGCGGAGGUCCUGCUCUCCAUCCGCAGCAUCAAGCUGCCCCCCUUGUGCAUUGACUCCCCUCAAGUGCUUCGUCCUGAGCACUGUGCUGGCCUGUAUACUCUUGAGGUACCACCUGGAGGAGCUGGACCUUUCUUCCUGUCAUCUGACCAAUGACCUGCUGACCAUUCUGUGACCCGCCUUCUGCCACACCCUCAACCUCAAGUCCUGACUUGAUCCAUCCAGUAUCAUUCACGGAUUCAUUCAUGGUAGGUUUGACAUUGUAGCCUAAAUGUGUUUGACUUGCUGCGUAAAAAGUGUACUCCCUGUGGGCAUUGAAAACAUGAUAUUGUGAUGCUAUUGCUGAGUAUCGAAAGGAAGGCGCAUUGAGAGUAACGGGAGACUUUGCUAGCCAUAAUAUAACCUUUGAUAUCUAUCAGGUUUCAGGUAUGACCCAGAUGCAGAUGUCGAUUUUCUAGUACAGGGGCAGGCAAACGACAGGUCAAAGUCAGGCAGAGGUCAGUAAUCCAGACAGGGUGCAAAAGGUCCAGAACAGCAGGCAGUCUCAGGGUCAGGGCAGGCAGGGGUCAAUAAUCCAGUGAGAUGGGGCAAGGUAUAGAACUGCAGGCUGGCUCAGGGCAGGCAGAAAGGUCAAAACCAGGAAGGACUAGAAAACAGGCGCAAGAACAGAUAGGCGCAGGGGAACAGCUGCUGGUAGGUUUCACGAAACAAAACGAACUGGCAACAGACAAACAGAGAACACAGGUAUAAAUACACUGGGGAUAAUGGGGAAGAUGGGAAACACCUGGAGGGGGGUGGAUACACGCACAAAGACAGGUGAAACAGAUCAGGGUAUGAGCUUUCUAUUUUAGUGUUAUCAGGUUAUUGAGCCUGGCCUGCUCUUUGGUUGUGGUUGUAAAAAAAAAAAAAGCAUGGUGUUACUUCAUCAAGACCUGCAACAUGGAGUUUAAUCUGUGUUCAAGCUUUUAAUCUGGAGUUCAUAAGUUUAAAAGGAGUGUAAUCUGUGUUUUUUAUUAUAUUUUAUUGUUCUAUUGACAGUACCUGGAGGUUCGUGGUUUGCAGGCUAACACGUGUGUGGGCAUGUGUUUGUGAUAGCUGUGUAUGCUUUUUUUUUCUCUCUGUUGUCUCCAGUUUAAUAGCCCGGGUCCUGAGUCCUGCAUUCUCCUGAAAUAUAUACUACUUAACCCCAACAGUACUAUUAGUUCUCUACAGUAAGACGCUGACUCUUUACCAGGUUUAUGGCCUUAUUGCCUUUUCUAUGGCUCAAAAGGUAGACAAUGGUAAUAAUAAUAUUGACUCAUCAAUGGAAUUUACAACUUCAGUAUAAUUAAAGCUUUAAAUAAAUUUUGCCUUAUUUAUUCAUUUGCUUUGGUCAGAAAGUGGCAAUUUCUCUAAUGUAAGAACUUGCACGCAUUACACUUCAAAUAAGAUGUUUAAUGUAUGAAGAUAGACAACUUGUCCAAACGAGUGUUGGUCUAAUGUCUAACUAACAGAUAUGCUGUUUCAACCAAUCUUCACUUGUCCAGUCUGAAUGCUGAUACAGUGCCCUGUGACUGUCCCUCUGUAGCCUGUGUUAUAACCCCCUGUUGAAGUCCAGGGCUCGCUGUCUUCUGGACACCCUGCCAGGGAACCAGUCUCUCAGGACAGCUGUCCCUGAUGCACAUGGGCAUGGGCGAUACAGGGGCCCGCGAGCUUGUCGAGAGGCUCAACAAGCACACUGGCCUGCAGGAGCUCAACGUGGCCUACAACAACAUCGGGGACAACGCUGCUCUGACCCUGGUGUACGCCUGCAGUGAGCACCUGAGCAUCCACACUGUGCACUUGUACCUGAAUCCUCUCAGCAACGUUGGGAAGCAGUCCCUGUACGUGCGAGAAGUCCCACUGGAGCAGGGAGGCACGAGGCGGCACGUGAAGGUGCUGGCCUCGGUCACCGAAUGGUCAGACAUCUCGGAGGACUGGCACCCCAUCCUGAGAGUCAUCAGUAAGAACGCCUCGUCCUGGGAGCGGGAACUCGUCUGGGAACAGCUGCAGAUCUUCCACCGGGACCUGGAGUGGGGGCAGGCAGCAGGCGCCAAGCUUCUGGGAAACGAUGCACUUCCACAGGGUGGAGAACGGCGUCAGGCAGACCCUGCAGAUGCUACUGAAGAAGAUCCCGACAGGGACUGACGAGAGUGCCAAAUAAUGGAAAAGCAAUGUUUGGGGUUUUUAACAUGUGCCAUGAUCCUUCAUUUUGUUUGACUGUAUCUGUUGGUGACAAUUCUGAGAACCUUUGAGAACGUUGUGUUUGUGAACUAUUUUGUAUGCACGUUUUGUACGCCUGCCUAUAACUUGCAAAAAUAUAGUGGUGAAAUAAGUAUUUGGGGAUUUAAGUUGUUUUGGGAUAUUUGUGGGUUGUGUUGAUUUAAUUACCAUGAUGGCUGCAUUUAAUUUUGAAAAUAAUAAAUAUUAGUCCAAUCAAUGAGCUUCUGUCCAUCCAAACUAUAAUUGCUGUUACUUUUUAAAGUUCAUAUACUUUUUUCUCUUUAA